AUGGUGAUGCUAACACGCGCGAAGCUUGAUUAUUGUCCCGGUGGUGAGAUUUUUACCUACCUGCGAAGGGCAGGGCACUUCGAUGAAGCGACCGCACGCUUCUAUGUUGCUGAGAUGGUACUCGUCCUCGAAUUCCUCCAUGAGCACCAGGGGAUUGCCUACCGUGAUAUGAAGCCGGAGAACAUGCUCAUCGAUGCCGAGGGUCAUCUAAAGCUGGUUGACUUUGGCUUUGCGAAGAAACUCAUGCAGCGCCAUGGCGUUGCUGUUGAUUGGUGGUCUCUCGGAAUCCUUCUCUUCGAAUUUCUCGUUGGCCAGCCUCCAUUCUGGGACAAUCAACCAAUCAAAAUAUACGAAAAGAUUGUUGAGGGCAAGAUCAAAUACCCUUCCAGCGUGCCACCUGACGCAAAGGCCAUAAUUAGUGGGCUCUGUACCGUCAACCCUUCUCAACGCCUCGGGUACAUCCAGCAGGGUGAACUCAAUGGUGCUGAAUUGGUCAAGGCACACCCAUUCUUCAAGUCGAUUGAUUGGCAUGCCUUGUACCACCGUAAAGAGAAGGGUCCAAUUAUCCCUAAAUUAAAGGGCGUUACGGACAGCAGCAACUUUAAUGACUAUGACGCUCCUUCAACACAGAACAGCAUUUACUCCAGAGACAUGCAACAGAAGUACGACCAUGAGUUUAAAGACUUUUAG
This is a messenger RNA of Bacidia gigantensis, 690 nucleotides long. RefSeq lists its product as uncharacterized. Gene Ontology annotation, molecular function: ATP binding; cAMP-dependent protein kinase activity. The transcript is spliced from 3 exons. The record is from RefSeq and is a predicted model, not a curated record. Gene Ontology annotation, biological process: peptidyl-serine phosphorylation. NCBI's taxonomy places the organism in Eukaryota, Fungi, Ascomycota, Lecanoromycetes, Lecanorales, Ramalinaceae. The coding region runs from base 1 to 690 and encodes 229 amino acids. Gene Ontology annotation, cellular component: nucleus; cAMP-dependent protein kinase complex.